AUGAACGCUCGUCAUCUAGGACCAUAUCCCCGUGCUAACGCCAAUGAACUCCUACAAGUCGUGUUUUAUGCAAUCCUCCCCCUGAAAGAGCUUCCCGACUGGACUACCGCUAUCAAAAAUGGGAAUGAAAGCCAAAGUGAUCCCCCCAACCUAACUGGGAACGUCAAGGACCUGGGACGACAUCCUGUAGCGCAUGGAGGAUAUGGGGACAUUUACGAGGCUAAUCUUCAAAUUGCGGCAGGAAAGCCUAUGAUAACUUUAAAGGUGGCGGUCAAAGCUUUACGAAGGCCACCGCUGAAUGACGUUGAGAUGCGAAAGGGUAGAAAGAGGAUUGGGCGUGAGCUUCGCGUUUGGAAACAACUUGACCACGAAAACAUCAUACCUUUGUGCGGAUUAAUCUAUGAUGAGGCCAAAUUUGGCCCGUUUCCUGCUAUGAUUUGUCCUUGGGCUGAGCGUGGAAGUUUACACAGUUAUAUCAGUUCUUCGGAUGGAACCCGUCUUUCUUCCCUCGAGAGAUUUUGCAUCCUUAGAGACGUCGCCGCUGGACUACAAUAUCGUAAGAACAUGUCUAAUGUAUCCAUACAGCGAAUAACGGGAGAUAAUUACAGUCCACUCUCGGGACAUAGUACAUGGAGAUCUCACAAGUGCCGAGCAUGCCUGGCAGAUUUUGGACUAUCCACUAUCAUCGCGGAGUUUGGUAACACGUAUUUCAGCUCUGUUAGACAGGGAGCACUCCGUUGGGCAGCCCCGGAAGCACUCAUUAUACCUCAGGAAGGAAAGGUUGUGCUACCUACAGCACGAGGGGAUGUGUAUUCCUUUGGUAGCAUAAUACUCCAGGCAUGCAAAGUCCCGUACCACUAUAUCAAGAACGACAACGCACUUGUCGGUGAAGUUUAUUUGCGGAAGAAACCAAGGAGGCUUUCGAGGCCCGUAAUCGCAGACACUCACUGGAGUUUUAUGGAGGAAUGUUGGUUGUCAGAGAAAGAUGGAGCUUAUCGUCCUAGCGUGAAAGAGAUUUGCAAGUUUGUCGAUUCGCAAGUUGAUCUCCACAUCAAACGUACCGUUAUCGUCAUUCCCGUUUCCAUCCCGAUUGCAAGCCAUAUUAGCGACGCCAACUCUCUAAAACGUUACAACAACUAUGAUGAUGGCCCAGCGUUUGCCCGCGGUUUGUCCUCUCGUUAUGCCCAGGCAAAGGUGGCUUAUCAUCAAGUUGCAGAGGACCUCAUCUUAACCGGCGAGGCCUUCAAAAUACUAAAGCAGAUAUACAAAAGCCCGCCCUGUCGCCUCGCAAUUCUUGCUGAAGAGUUGCAUGACAUAUUGGAGAUGGUUCUGCAGGGGCAAGAUGUAUCGAAUACUCCGGAGAAGAUAUUUACUGCACUCCAGAAGCUGCUUAGAUCCGUCGUCGAGGUAUUGGACGCUGAGUUCCACGCCUCACACGCACCCGACCGAUUGGGAAACAGAGGGCAGAAAGAAGGAUCCGACACCAGUAUUAGUGAGGAGAGGGAGCGUUUGCAUAAUGCUAGCCAUAUUUUGGGCGCAUUGCACGAAUACUGGCCUAUCAAGUGA
Molecule: messenger RNA, 1566 nt
Organism: Coniophora puteana RWD-64-598 SS2
Lineage: Eukaryota; Fungi; Basidiomycota; Agaricomycetes; Boletales; Coniophoraceae
Product: kinase-like protein
Exons: 11
Coding region: 1-1566 (521 amino acids)
Biological process (GO): protein phosphorylation
Molecular function (GO): ATP binding; protein tyrosine kinase activity
Source: RefSeq, a predicted model, not a curated record